Messenger RNA from Pocillopora meandrina, 1522 nucleotides. Lineage: Eukaryota; Metazoa; Cnidaria; Anthozoa; Scleractinia; Pocilloporidae. The record is from the annotation of a GenBank genome assembly.
AUGGAGUCCCGUCUCGAGUUUCGAUUCGGUAUUGAUUUAGUGGAAGCUGCUCUAGCUCAACGCCAGUUCUUGAUGCUCGUUGAUGAUCAUUGAAAUUUACAUGCCGGUCCACACAUUAAAAGGUAUGCUCUGUUCCUUUCAUGGACACUACUGAACGAGGAAUUCUCGAGAAGAAGACUAAUGGUAUACAAGCAAUAUGGUUUUGUGACGAAAUAUACUGCUUUGUUAUUUUCCCAGUCCAGAACUUAAUACUCUCGACGAACUUUGCUCAAGACUAAAAUUCCCACCAGGGAGGCGUAAAAUGAUUCAGAAGCUUGUAAAUGUAAAGCGAAAGAACUUAGUGAACAAGUGAGAGAGGGUUAGUUGGUUUCGAUCCUCCUUUCAUUUUUCGUCCCCGGUUCUGUCUCUCUUGAGUAUUCAGUCCUAAUAGGGCUCUUUUUAUCUAAAGGCAAAACUUCCCUCGGUUUUUUCCUUUUUUAAUUUUUUGUUCACCCGAUUCUCUCUUGGGAAGUCAAUCGAGGACUGUUGUUAUCUGAGGACAGAAAAUUUAAUUUUUUUCCUUGAGUCUCUUUUGGCGUGUGUUUUAGAAGCUGUUCCUUAAUCACCGAGCAUUUCUUCGCGACAUCUCAACCAUGCUAAAGAAUGAAUUGUGAUCUUUGGUUCAUGAAAAUUUGAGCGUAAUCGAUGCGCUCUUAGCCUAAUAUGUACUAUUGCUUUUGUAAGGUAAAGCUCGUCGUGGGUUCAUAACAAGCACUCUUGCCUUACCCACUUCUAUUUCCUUUAGAUAUGAACUUCUUUGGUUUCCUUUGCUAGCUCAGUAUGUCACUCGUAUCAAGAAAUGGUCUAUUGCUUUGGGUGUGGCAUGUGCACAUGCUGUCCCCUGUCGAUUACCUGAGAGACUGCAAUUAAAUUGUCUCUACUCGGUAGGAACACAACAUAAUCUAAGAGCUACGCCAGAAAGGGCUUAUAAAGGCCAGGCCCUGUUCGUUCGAAAGUUGGAUAACGCUAUCCACCGGAUAAAUCUUUAUCGGGGGUAUAGUGCAGUACGUUUGGCUUUCACUUAUCUGCUGAAUAGCAAUGUAUCCGUUAAAUAGCGUUAUCUGCCCUUUGAAUAACUAGGCCCAGGGCCCUUUGGGGAGAUCUGGAUCCUGAGGAACCUUUCAAAGUUGAACUGACGGCCCCUGUUGAUAAGGCACCAGAUUUCAAAUCAAGAAUUGAGUAUGAUAUCGAGGCUGCUUGUGCUCGACAGAGGGUUUUUAAUUAUCAGGUGUCCCUACCUCAUUUUGCGGAUAACAAAUUCUUGAUCGAAGCAUUGGAGAGGUAUAAAUUACAUCUUCAUCUAAAGCAGUAAAAUCCAGAAAUGUGUUUUGUACCGUGCUAUGACUUUGACCUUAUUUAAUGGCAUAUCAGGUUAAUCCUGGGUAAAGUAUUCGAUCACAAUAAUGAUUCGAUUGAACAACCGACAGCCAGGGUCAAAACUAAGCAAGUAACACGAAAGGAAUGGAAAAACCCGGGGCAUUAA